UCGAUUUGUCAUAGCGCUGCGGAAGCCCAACAAUUCAGUGGUUGUGAGAAGCGUGUGCGUGCGUGUACCUCGGUGUUCGUUAUUUGUGUGUGCUAGAUUUUGCAAGCCUUGCAACGCUGCCCAGCUUUUUGUUUUUCACCGAACGUUGUUAAACAAUAGUGAGCAAAAAACCAACCAAAAAAAACCGAAGGUUGGCGUGGAAAACGCGUAAUAGAGAGAUCCGGGCGCUUGUCGGCGGAGCCUGGCAAAGGGCACGCUAGCGUUUUCUUUCAUUUCCCCUUUUGUCGGUGGAACUUGGAAGCUGUGGUCCGUUUUUUUUUAGAAAGAGAGAGAGAGAAGAACAGUGGCAAUGUGUGGCACGAAAACGUAAAACAUGUUUCAUCCUGUCGUUAACCGUCGAUGCUGGAUUAACCAUCUCCUAGCAAGGGCUUAUGAUUAGUACGAGAACGCGAGGCAAGGCAGCAACACACACACACACACACACACGGUGCACAACAAAAGACUUACUGGCCCGAUUCCAACAGUGUACCAUACGCGUUAGUUCCGUGCCCGUACGUGUCGCGGCAGUAAGGCGACCACCAAAAUAGGCUCCCACGCGGCCCAGAUCCUGCCCGCGAUGGAGAAGGGCAAGGAUGCGGUCAUGCCGGUGGUACCACCGUUGGAUAAUGCGGCCGCCGCACAGAUCGUUUGCCGCUUCUUCCAGUACGGUACGUGCCGGUUCGGCAGUUCCUGCCGCUUCAUCCACCCUGCCGAACCAGCCGCGCUCGGAACGCACGGUAGCAGCUGCGGCAGCAGCGGUAGCAGCAACAGCAGCACCACCGGCACCAGCCCAGCCGACGGCAUUACGCUGCCGGCGAAGCAGCAGGCCGAUGCGGAUAGCAAACUAAAUCCUUCCACGCUCGACCUUUCCCGCUGGAUUGAUGCGCCCGUGUUUGUGCCCAAAUCGAAGCUCUCCUAUCAGCAGCAGCCACAGCCUCCCCGCAAUAAGCUUCAGCACAAGGAACGGAAAGGAGUGCCGGAUGAGGAGGAAGAGGAGGAGGCGGAGGAGGAGGAGGAGGGAGAGGAGAGAGAAUUAGACGAUGAUGAGCGAAAUAACGAAGCUGAUAAUGAGGCAGACAACGAGGAGGAGGAGGAGGAGGAGGAGGAGGAAGAUGUGGAGCAGGACGCAGAAGAUGGUGCUGUCGGGUAUACUCGCGCGUCACUGCUUUCCUACGCCAGCGUCGUCACGAUGAACAACAAUCACAACGGCAAGGACAUAAAGCAGCCACCGGGCGAGUUGCGGCUCUGUAUGCACUACGAAAAGCACGGCAUCUGUCCGCUCGGCGACUGUAUGUACUUGCACGGGGAGCUGUGCGAGCUGUGCCAGCGGUAUUGUCUCGAUCCGCGCGACAAGGAGCAGCAGCGCCGCCACAAUGCGGACUGCAUCCGCGAGCACGAGCUGGAAAUGGAGCACGCGUUCGCGGUGCAACGUUCGCGCGACAAAUCGUGCGGCAUCUGUCUGGAGGUGGUGAUGGAAAAGCGGGCCCGGGAGCAACGGUUUGGCAUCCUGCCCAACUGUAAGCAUACCUUCUGUCUCGGGUGCAUCCGGACCUGGCGCAAGGCAAACAAUUUUGCCAACAAAAUUAAAAGGAGCUGCCCCACCUGUCGCGUACCAUCCGACUUUGUCUGUCCGAGCUUCGUGUGGGUGGAGUGUGGCGAAGAGAAGGAGCGGCUGAUCGAAAACUACAAGCAAGCCUGCAACAACACGGACUGCAUGCACUUCAAGAAGGGCAGCGCAAACUGCCCGUUCGGCAACAAGUGCUUCUACCGCCAUGCGCUACCGUCCGGCGAGCUGGUCGAUCUGGGCGCGCCGUCCCGCCGGCGCAACCCGCACCGGGGCCGCGACCGCGACAUGGAUCACGCCGAUACGUUCCAGCUGCAGGAGCUGUUCGCCUCCCUGCUCGCCCCGCGCAGCUGGAUGCUGGACGAGUACAUGACGUCGCUGUUUUCCGAGCUGGAAGAUUCGGAGGACGAUUUGGAUUACCUGUCCGGGCGGGGCGGCGGCUUCCCGUCCGACUCCUCCGACUACGAAGAAGAUUUUAUGUUCGAUCUGAUAUGAUCAGCAUCCAAGCAUUAAGCGGAGUCAGUGAGGGGCGGGGGAGGGGGUCCGGUAGGGAGGGGGGAGGGGGGGAGAAUAUAAAAUUCGCGGCGGUGCGAAAAAGCGUUUAAAAAACAGAUCAGAGCCAAAGCUUAAAACACACAAACAAAAACUAACACACACAUACACACACACACAUACAUAUUGAAGCACGCACGCAUGGAAUGUCAUACGGUGAUGCACAAUACGGUUAGCGGGCGGUCGAUGAUGGUCGUUCGAAUGUUAUUGGUUUUUUGUUAGUCGGUUUGUUGUGUGCCAAUCCUUACUAUUCGUUAGCUGAUUACACUAUCAUUUACACACACACACACCUAGAAGCGGAAUGGCAUUACGAAGGGGAAAAUGAAUUGCGAGUGUGUCGAAAAGAAGAAGAAGAAAACAACGGCAAGGAGUGUAAGCAUCAAACUAGGCAAUGGAGAGGUGGUGUGUGGUGAUGUGGAUCAUCCAGUUCUGCGGACAAAACCAACAACAAACGCUCAAAUCUUGAUUGUCUCUAGCCCCUCCUCCAAACACUCAUUAGCCGUAAAGAAUAAAGGGAAGGCAAAACACCGUUAAAAACGCACGAACGUGAAGCAGUACAGCAUUCCACCCGCAUCCUCGGGAGCUCGGUGCGUACCCCGACCGGGCUCCCCAGCCAAGGGUUUCCGGCUAUGUUUUAGUCAUGCUUGGUUCUUUCGAAACGCAUUCAAAGCCAGAGGGCGAACCGAGCGAAAGCGAGCGAGAGAGAGAGAGAGAGUUUUCCCACCCACAUCCCCACCCCCCCUUCCCCCCAUCAACUGUAGAUCUGAGCGCCGGUUAGACAUUCAAACUUCCUUCCCAUUUUCGCGCCCUCGCGUCCCAAAUCAAUCUACCUCACCGUACUAGAAUAUCUUUAUCACAUCACACGCACAUACAACACGCGCCUCACUAACGAACAGAUUGGGAGGCCUUUUCCUUUUUUUUUUCUUUGGCGAAACGCCACACAAAAAACCAAGCAAGUGAGAAGAAGGAUCGCCGUCUUAUGGUGUUUGUUGGUUUGUUUGUUUUUUUUUGCCAUUAAUUAGCUACUAUAGAGAGUUUAAAUUAUAUUAUAUAUUGGGUGCAAGUUACGCACUCAGGAACCGUUUAAACGUAUGUGUGUGUGUGGUGGCCGUGGUUUUGUUUUUCGUUAUAGUCAGUUUCGUUUUAUUCCCCGUAACAUGAACGUUAGGUUUUUUUUUUGAAUUAAUUGGCUGGAAAGAUGGAAAAAUUAGAGAUUGUAUUAAACUCUUUAUGUUGACUUUCCGGGUUUUGUAAUUUAUGCAUACAUAUAUAGAAACAUAUAGAUUUAUACGAAGUUGGUUCGUUUUGCUUACUACAGUAUUCUCGUUUGGAAAUUUAAUUUGAAAUGAAGAGCGCGCGCGAGAGAGAGAGAGAGGGAGAGAAUUUUCUAUUUUUUCUUCUUAUUACAUUCAUUAGGAUCCGGUCUUCGCUCUCUCUCUCUCUCUCUCUCUCUCUCUCUCUCUCUCUCUCUCUGUGCUCCGGUACUGCUUUUCCCGGAUGUAAAAGUGUAUUUUCCGGAUGGCAUGAUGAAGAGAAAAGGAGGAGGGGGGGUGAGGGGAAAGGAGAAAAGUGCGUAGGGAAAAUCUCGAAUAAUCACGAAGCGAAAAACGCAAACAAAUGAAUGAAUUUCGUCGAAUCCAGGAUUGUUGGUGUGGUGGCAUGAACUAAUAUAUUGUAUGCAAAUUGUUUAUCGCAUUUCUUUUAAGUUGCGUGUGCCCACGGUUCGGUUUACCCAAGCAGAAAAUUGAUAUGAAAUGUAAAAGAGAAAAACGAAACAAACAAAAAACAGGAUAUGCGUUUUGGAAUGAACUGAAAAAGGCUGGAUUCGAUGUGUUAAGAAAUAGAUAUAUAUAUAUACACACAUACAUAAAUAUGUGUAUAAAGCAUGUAUCGGAUAGGUAAUAAAUGAAGCAGGCCCCACUUUGUCAACACAUUGUAGCAAAGGCCCAGGGGAACCCAAGGCAGAAUAAACUAGCGCUCGAGGGCGGAGUGGAAAGAGAGAGAGAGAUAGAGCGAUAGGAAGGCCGUGUUAACAUGUAAACCCGAAAGCACAGACAUACACACAUAUGAGCCAUGGGGCGGGUAGUCUCACCCACCAAAAUUAUAAUUAUGAAAUAUUACUAACUAGUACAUACACUCACGAUUUACUUGAUUUUUGUGAUACGACACACAUAUAUAUAUAUACACAUAUAUAUAUAUUGUUUCUCCUAACUAUAUAGCUUUUAUACAAAACGAAAAACCCGUGCGUGUGUGUGUGUGAGAGAGAGAGAGAGAGAAUGUGCCUCGCGUGUUUGUGUGGUGGAAAAGGGAAGUAAACCGGAAGUAAACCGAGAGUGAUAAAACGAUAGACCGAUGGGGUGGCACAAACACACACACACACUACGAACACUCGUUCGUUUGCGUUGUUUUUUUUAUAAACUUUUGCGCCAGUGGAUUAUAAAUCAAACAAACAAAAAAACCCGACGAAAGGAUCGAGAAAAGAGGAAAAAUCAAACCUUGUUAUGUGCGUGUUGUUACGUUUGAUUUUUUCUGUUCUACCGCGUUGCGUACCUACUUCGUACACAUGUAUGAGUCUGUGUGUGUGUGUGUAUGUAGCCACGCGCUAAUCAAACCAGUAUCCAUGUUUAGUAAGUAAGGCUCAUUUAGGAAUUAAGUAUAUUACUGCGCGAUGGAGAGCGAGUGAGAGAGCGAGCGAGAGAGGCAGAGAAAAUGGCGCCCCCAUGGCAUAUGAAAACCAAAAGCACAACCCGCGAUAAAGUUAUAUUGUGCUGGUUAAUUUUCUAAACGACAAGUGUCCACAUGGUUUGAAGACAACUAUAAUCUUCUUCUUUCAUACGCCAAAUUCGAAAGGUCUCUUCGGUCGGCCAUUUGUGGUUUCCUAGGCUUGAUCAUAGCAGGCGGCCAUAAUAGUAUCUCGCGCUUCCCGCUAGAGGGCGUCUUAAGGAGAAUAUAUAUAUAUGAUCACGGCGUAACUGGCCAGUUUUAACGGCGGGGGUCCAUGACCACCGAACUGAAUUUGUGAUUUUUUUUUUUUUUUUGUUUGUCAACUCAUAGUGCAUAGUUUUCAGCGGGUGGAGGCUUGUUGUGUAUUAAUCCUUGCAAAUCACUGUGUUUGGCCUUUUUUUAAACCAACCAAAUGGUUCUUAAGCGUUUUUUGUUUGUUGUUGUUGUCACUUACAACGGUUUCAAGUGAAUACCUGGGAAUGUCUCAAUGCGCUCAGUUACUUGAAAGAAAACGAAAUUGACGUAGAACGAUGCGAAAGCGUGUUCCAGUAGCUUGCAGCGAAAGGCCACGGCAAAACGGGGUUGUGAUUUGAAAAACUGCAUUCAUAAUCAUUUACGGGCGUGAAGUGCGGGGCGGUAAGGGGUUGAUGGGUUUGAUUGAACAUGUUUCCCUACUUCAAUCAUCGGAGAUGGGGGGGGGGGGGGAGGGGGAUCUGUUUCCUUCUCCCUGCAUCGCCUAGAUGUUACUUUGUUCAGGGGAAACGUUUCUUAACUCUCUUAAUUAAACCUAGCUACGCGUGUGUGUGUUCGAAUGUCCUGAAUGCCUGUGUGAGUGAGAGAGAGACUGAGCGAACGGGGUUUGGAUGUGAGCGAGGAUGGUAAUAAACACAAAAUAAAACUUUAGAAACCCAACACACAAAAUCACAAGAAAGGAAAUCAUAGAUGCCUUAAGGUUUGUUUUUAAGAUGGUAAAACAAAAAUCUGCAAUUAGUAAGCGGUGUAGUGUAAAGAGAAAAAAAGAGCAAGAAGGAAAACGUAAAGGGAAAAACAUAUAUUAUGAAACGAAAUCAAAUACAGAAAACAAAACGUGUAAUGCGUUAAUAGAAUACGACAAAGACGAAAAGAGUAUGCAAACAAAGGGGAACAGGAAACAGAGAAUGAGAGAGCGAGAGAGAAGAAAAGUUAUAAAAAAGAGAAUAGGUUUAGUUCCAACAAUCUAAAACUAUUACUUACUAUUUUUUGUUUGUUUUCAAACCACACUAGGUGCUUCAAAACACCUCGGCCUGAAGAAUGAGAGCGCGACCAAAAAAAGAAAAACGAAAGUAAAGGAAAAGAGAACAAAACAAAACUGUUAUACAAAAGAAAAACAAACACAGCUAAACAGCUAAAGUAAUUGAUAACAUACGUAAACCAAACCAAAAGAGAGGUAUGAAUCGAUAAUGAAAAUACCAGAAGUAAAAUUUAAAGUAAAACGUAGUAGAAACGAACUAAAACUCACGAAAUCACGGCUAACAAAAAACAAAAAACAUACACACACAACUAUGUAAAAACAUGUACGAUUUGGAAGCACGGGAGAUGAAGUGUGUGUGUGUGUGUACUAAGGAUGGAAUACUUCCUUUGCCAACUGUUGUCGGCGCUCUUUUGUUUUCGAUUGCUUACAGUUAGUAAUUAACCUAAUCGUAAUCUGAGUAUAGCUGUCUAUAUUUACAACAACCACAUAUACACAGCAAGUCACAUGCUCCAAACCAACUACACAAUGGACACAAAACACCGACACACAAAAGAGACGCGCAACAGGAAAUACAAGCAAAUUUAUUAAAACAAACAAAGGCCAAUGCCAAAACAAAACAAAAUAAUACGUUGAUGUUGGUGGAGAAAUUUGGAUUUGGAUGCAUUUCUUCUCUGUCCCUUAAUAUACGGCUGCAUAUAUAGACUAUAUUGUUGCCUGUACGCGAUGAAGCAUCAUUUAAAGAAGAAGAAAAAAAACACACAAGAACAUGAAAA
This is a messenger RNA of Anopheles stephensi (Asian malaria mosquito), 6883 nucleotides long. RefSeq names its product probable E3 ubiquitin-protein ligase makorin-2. The record is from RefSeq and is a predicted model, not a curated record. Gene Ontology annotation, biological process: protein polyubiquitination. NCBI's taxonomy places the organism in Eukaryota, Metazoa, Arthropoda, Insecta, Diptera, Culicidae. Gene Ontology annotation, molecular function: metal ion binding; ubiquitin protein ligase activity. The coding region runs from base 617 to 2098 and encodes 493 amino acids. The transcript is spliced from 4 exons.